GCGUCAGUAGUGCAUGUCGGUCGUAAGUACCCGCUGCUGUGUGAGCUCUCCGCCUCUCUCGCCCUCGCAGUAUUAGCAAAAUGUCGCUUUCUAACAAGCUGACUCUGGACAAGCUGGACGUGAAGGGGAAGCGGGUCGUUAUGAGAGUGGAUUUCAAUGUUCCUAUGAAGAACAACCAGAUAACAAACAACCAGCGGAUCAAGGCUGCCAUUCCAAGCAUCAAGUUCUGUUUGGACAAUGGAGCCAAGUCAAUUGUCCUUAUGAGCCACUUGGUCGGCCUGAUGGUGUCCCCAUGCCUGACAAGUACUCCUUAGAGCCAGUUGCUGUAGAACUCAAAUCCUGCUGGGCAAGUA
Castor canadensis (American beaver) is the source of this 353-nucleotide messenger RNA. Lineage: Eukaryota; Metazoa; Chordata; Mammalia; Rodentia; Castoridae. The record is from RefSeq and is a predicted model, not a curated record.